AGGUGUUAGUCUGAGCGGGCGCCUUGACCACCCUUCCGGUGCUCUGAGUUAAUAAUAGAUAUACUGUACAACGCAUGUGUGUCACUUAUCUGUCCCACCUGGUGUUUGUUAUUGAAACAUAUUGCACCACUGUUACUUGGAGUUUGCUGGUAGUGUCUUCGACUCAACUGACGUACCUAGGAAGUUUGCACAAAGCUUCAGGACAAGGCACGAGUGCAGCAGUGAUCAAAGUUAUGUGGAAGUUUUUGACAUGGAAGGGAGGACGUCGAAGGUCUUCCAACUUCCGGAUCAGCAUGACCAGCAGCAUGACCAGCAACAGCAGGUGGAGGAGAAACCACAGCAGCCAGAUGGAAGACGUGGAAGAAGGUGUUGAGGACGAUCAGAUGACGGUGGUAGUGAGGACUGCUGGAUCCUCCAGUGGUACCUUCAAUACUCGUCCACCAGAGGCGCACAACACAGUACCACAGUCUUGCACCGAGAUACAUCCACUCUUCUCGGCCAUUCAGCUUUGUGAUGUGGAGGAGGUACGACAGCUGCUGCUGGAGGCACCGCAGGCGACAAGGGAGGUGUGUGCAGGUCUCUCCCCCCUCCAUGCAGCCACUCACCUCCAACAUUUACCCAUUCUCAGGCUCCUUCUCCAGCACAAUGCUCAUGUGGAGAUGGUAGAUGGGCUUGGCAAUACAUCACUGUACACGGCUGUCUGUGAGGGCUGGCUGAAAGGUGUGGUUGAGCUGCUCAAGAAUGGGGCCUCGCCAGACACACACUGCUCAGUCCCACCUUCUGCAGAAGGAGUUCGGGUCGGGGACACUCCUAUGCAGAUGGCUGUGAGGCUUGGGAAUGCUUCCAUUACCAGGAUCAUGAUGAACUACAGUCCAGAUGUAAGCUUGCUGGACAGUGAUGGGUGCUGCCUCUUGCACCUGGCUGCCCAUGCUCAUAGUACUGAAAUACUAUCCCUCCUGCUAGAGCACAAAGUUUCUAGUGAGCUGCUACACUCGCGUAACAACAAUGGUGAUGGAGUCAUGCACACAGCCAUUGUGAAGGAAUGUGAAGCCUCUUGUGAAAAUGCACUCCUAGAAGUACUGCAGAUGUUGUUUGAUGCUGGAGUAGAUGUCAACUCUACAAACAAUCAAGGAGAAUCCCCUCUCUUUUUAGCUGCCUGCUUUCGGUUUUCUAAGGGUGUGCAGCUGUUAUUAUCCAUGGGGGCAGAUCCCUUAGUGGUGACACAAAGUGGAGAAUCGGUAGUACACGGUGCUUGUUACAAGGGCUGCUCCACCAGCCUCACCCACCUGCUCGACACUGGUCGUAUAAAUAAACUUAUCACCAAGCCAGAUAAUGAGGGUAUUGAACCCUUCCUCUAUGCUGUUCGCAGUAGUUCAAUCGAUUGCUGUGAUCUGCUGCUGAACAAUGGAGACCACCUGACACGUAAGGAUAUAGAUGGUACAUCUCGCUGUUCACUGUUACUAAAGUACCUUCCGUCAGCCACAGACCUUCUCAAACAACUUUUUGACAAUCGUAUUCAAGUGUCCAAUGAGCCUCAACAAGACCCCAACUUCCACGUAACAUUCGACUACUCGGUCAUACUGUCACAGCAAGGAGGCAUACAAAGCUCUCUCAUAUAUGACCUUAACAACACGGAAGCAGAACCUCUCCUAAAACAUCCACUUGUAGAAUCUUUCCUUGGUAUUAAAUGGAACAGAAUCAGGUUUUUCUUUUACAGUAAAAUUGUCUGCUUCUUCAUUUUUCUCUUACUUCAUACAGUGUACAUUGUCUCGGUAUACAAGAAGGAGUCAGAGAAGACCUUGGCUCUUGGUACAUUUCGGUAUUUACACAUAUUUAUGUAUUCUGUCAUCUUGUGGCCUGAGCUGUUUACCAUAAUUGGCAAUGCCAAAAGGUACAUAAAACACUGGGAAACACUGACAAAGGUUAUUGCAUUAGGAGCAUCUGCUUACGUUGUAUUCGUAGGAGGAACAAGUCCUGAACUGGAGACCAACUUUACAAACUCAACAUCCGGGAAAAUGUCAGUGGAGAGACAAGUGGCUGCAACAUCUGUGUUUUUUGGGUGGGUAGAGUUGAUGAUGUUGUGUGGACGACUCCCCAUCCUUGGAUCCAAUGUCCUCAUGUUCACACGGAUUGCUAAGUCAGCUAUUAAAUUCAUUGCUGCAUUUAUUGGCCUACUGAUUGGGUUUGCAGCAAGUUUUAUGGUUUUAUUUUAUGAUAAAAAGGAAUUCAGCAGUUUCUUUACCAGUCUAGUAAAGACAUUCAUGAUGAUGAUUGGAGAGUUGGAUUACACAGAGCUAGUAGACUCUCAACCUACUUACCUCGUGUACAUUUUCCUAACAGUGUUCCUCUUUCUUGUGUGUAUCCUUAUGGCCAAUCUUCUCAUUGGUCUUGCUGUGGACGACAUAUCUAAUCUGGAGCGACUUGGUGAAAUUGAAAGGCUGUCCAAGCAAGCAUCAUACCUCAUUACAUUUGAGAAGCUAACUAGUGCUGUUACAAUGUUUUGGUUAUUUCCACACCGUCUGGCAAAACUUUUAAUUAACAUCUCUACAAUAAACCAUGAAGAGAAAGUUUAUGUGAACAAGAAGCGAUCUGGGAGAUGGCAAUUCCGUAAGUAUCAAAUCCCCAAGAGUACAGUUCAGGCAGCCAUCUUAAUUGCAAGAUCCAGUGAAGAUUCUCAUAAGGAAAGUGCUGAACAGUGUGUAGCAGAGGUAAAUGAAUAUGUAACAGAAACAAAAAAAUUAGAAGACAAAUUAGAUAAACUAGAAAAUAUGAUGAAAGAAAAGCUUAAUGAGUUAUUCAUCACCCUGCAGUCUAAGAGGACAAAGACUUAAUUUAAUAAAUAGUGCUUCACCAUAUCCUUCAAAUUACUAUAAUCAUAACUAAGCAUUAA
Cherax quadricarinatus is the source of this 2890-nucleotide messenger RNA. RefSeq names its product transient receptor potential channel pyrexia-like. Gene Ontology annotation, biological process: monoatomic ion transport; transmembrane transport. Gene Ontology annotation, molecular function: monoatomic ion channel activity; protein binding. Lineage: Eukaryota; Metazoa; Arthropoda; Malacostraca; Decapoda; Parastacidae. Gene Ontology annotation, cellular component: membrane. The record is from RefSeq and is a predicted model, not a curated record.